This is a messenger RNA of Trichechus manatus latirostris (Florida manatee), 1850 nucleotides long. It is a transcript of the gene PBDC1, whose product is annotated as polysaccharide biosynthesis domain containing 1. The record is from RefSeq and is a predicted model, not a curated record. The transcript has 6 exons. NCBI's taxonomy places the organism in Eukaryota, Metazoa, Chordata, Mammalia, Sirenia, Trichechidae. Gene Ontology annotation, cellular component: cytoplasm. Bases 172 to 786 code for a protein of 204 amino acids.
AUCGGGUAAGGCGGGGCAAGCGACUACCGCCUCUGGACGAGUAUGGGUGCACGCAGAAGUAGUCAAAUAAGAACGUUUUUUGCCCGACUCUCGUUUGCCAGCUAACUAGGGGGAGGAGUACACAAAAAAUCACAUCCGGGGAAGUGAAGCCACGUUUUUUUGGGCUGCAAGAUGGAGGCGACUAGUGCCAGUGACAAGCCGGUUUGCGGGGAGCUGGUGUCUGUGGCACAUGCUCUUUCUCUCCCAGCAGAGUCUUAUGGCAACGAUCCUGAUAUUGAGAUGGCUUGGGCCAUGAGAGCAAUGCAGCAUGCUGAAGUCUACUACAAGUUGAUUUCAUCAGUUGACCCACAGUUCCUGAAACUCACCAAAGUGGAUGACCAAAUCUACUUUGAGUUCCGGGAAAAUUUUGAGAAACUCAGAAUAGAUGUAUUGGACCCAGAAGAGCUCAAAUCAGAAUCAGCUAAAGAGAAGUGGAGACCAUUCUGCUUGAAGUUUGAUGGAAUUAUAGAAGACUUCAACUAUGGCACCUUGCUGCGACUAGAUUGCUCUCAGGGCUACACUGAGGAAAACACCAUCUUUGCCCCCAGAAUACAGUUUUUUGCCAUUGAAAUUGCUCGGAACCGGGAAGGCUAUAACAAAGCAGUUUAUACCAGUGCGCAGGACAAAGAAGGAGAGAAAAGAGCUGACAAAGGAGGAGAGAAAGCCAAAAGUGGAGGAGAGAGAGGUGCUGAUAAAGGAGGAGAAAAAGAAAAAAAAGCCAACAAAGGCGAUAUAACACCUAUGUAAGGUAGACAGGGAACAGCACUCUGGAAGCUGACUCAACGGAACCUAUCAGUACUACAGUGCUGUUUGCACAGACCCCUUGGGUUAAAUGUCUGUAGUUGUGCAAUUGAAGAACAUACAGAAGGACAUCUAUCUAGCCUAAUGAGGAGCUGCUCUGAUUAUGAACUGCCUUAUGUCUCUUAUUAGUGUGGCUCUACUAGUGGGGUCUCUAUUAGUGGGAUCUUGAUUGUUUCUUGGUUCUCACCACCGGUCAUGUGAGAAAUUUUAUAAAUAAAUGUCCUUUAGUUCUUAUGAUUAUCUAUAGCUGUGCUUCACUUGAAAAAGGCAUUUAACAUUAUUUGAUACUCCAGAUUUUUUUCGGGUGUAUAAUGUCUUCAGCCAUGUCUUAUAUAAAAUGACUUAUGCCUGCUACUUAAUUCUUUUCACUGUUUUCUAUAGUGAAGUUCCUUCAUACCUGAUAAAUUGUACAUGGUGUAGGGAUUAGAAAUGGACACUCACCCUUUGAGUGAUUAUAGCUUUCUGUUUUCCUUUGGUAUAUCUGACAUAAGAUUUGAUAAAUACUCUGGGAUAACAGUGGCAUCUUGAACGUGUCAGACUAGUGAAUGCAGUCCAGUUCAUAUUAGUGGAGCAAAAGAGGACCUGCUUCAGUACCUGCUUCUUUUCAGGUAUCCAGGUUGUAACCUAAAAACUAGAAAUAAUAAUAAAUAUAAAGCCUGGUAAAGUGACUUCCCUUUUAUAUGCUGUGGACAAUAGCAUACAUUUAUACAUUAAUGCAAAAUGAACAUAUUUUUUAAAAUAUUGUAUAUUUGGUGAAAACAUACACAGCAAAAUCGGUACCCAGUCAACAAUUUCUACACAUAAUGUUCAGUGACAUUGGUUAUAUUCUUCACACUGUGUCAACAUUCUCAUUAUUUCUGUUCUAGUUGUUCCAUUCCCAUUAACUUAGUCUUACUGUCUCCCAAACUUCUCAUCUACACUUUAGAGUAACUGUUGUCUAUUUGGUCUCAUAUAAAUAAUUAGAAAAAAUAUUUUAUUGUGUUUUCAGUAAAGGUUUACAUAGCAAUUUA